CCACAAUCCCUUCUCUCCUUCGCUCUUUUCCCCCAACCUUGUCUCUCUUACUCGCUCAGAUCCAUUUACAUCCCUACUCCACUGUUCAUUCGAAAAUCCAAAUUCUUCCAUUUACUUCACAUUCAAUUAGCUCACGGUUCAUUUUUAUAUUUUCUUGUCUCUUCAUUUUUAUUUGUGUAUCCCAUGGGAAGGCGUCUGAAUAUAUUCUGUCCCUGUCUGCCUCGUAAACAGCGCGACAACCUCUCGUCUCGGUCACUUUACUUGGACCAAGACUCUUCAGGCUAUAGUGAUGAUGACGACGCCUAUACGCCCGCUCAUGUCCAUCCAUACCAUCACUCUCGCUCUCGCUCACGUCUAGAAGCAUUAGACAGUGACAAUUAUUAUCACGAUAGUAUUGACGAUAGCAUCAAUCCUUGGCCCACCAAAUUCUCUAAUAGUCGCUUCUCCAGGAAUGCCAACCAAGCCGGCUUUGCGAAGAGCCAUUCAAGAAACCAUAGCCCAUUCGAGAUACCUUACAGGGAUGAUACAGAUGAUGAUGACGACUCCCAUCAACAACAACAAAAUCAACAACAACAAAACUACCCCAAAAAUGGAUCAGAGAGUAAUAGAGGAGCUAAUUCAGGAAAGGACCCCAUCGAACGUGAGAGCGGAAUAGCAAUGUUUGUACCUUAUCGAGACGACGAGAACGAUAGUACCAAUCAUGACGACAAUGGCAUUUCAAUUGGCAGCAGGAAUACUCGCAAUAGCUCAACUAAAGUUUAUCCCAAAGCGAACUAUACGCCUUACAACAUUCAUGCAGAAAUGGUUCCUUCCCCUAGAAAACUUCGCGCACCGCGCAAUCUUCAUGACAAGGUGGCCUGGGAUGAUACUGAGGAUGAUGCAGAAGAAGUCCUUGAUGUCGAUGCGCUUAUUGCAGAACAGGAAAGGAUAACCCGUGAGCUCGCAGCUCAAGAAGAAGCCUUGCGCCAAGAGGAGGAGGCCGCUAUUGUGGCCAAGAGAAUGGCGGCGAUCCGUGCUGCUGAGAAACGAGGAUUGCUACGCUUUGAGGGGGACAAACUUGUUAUUCCUAGUUCUGAUAAGCAGGUGCAAGGCGAUGAUCUGCAGAUUUCCUUACGGCACACAAUCGAGAAAACAACACCCUCAACAGCUUCUUCCUUUGUGGGAGGCAUCGAUGCAUUUAACCUAGAGCUUAAGAUGGCGAACCUGAAUACUUAUCAAACUGGAAGUCAGAAUAAAAUUAAAAUGGCUUCAUCAUCGUCAUCGGUAUCUAGAUCUACAAGACCCGCGCCCACUCGAACGUCGACUUCGACUUCAACAGCUACUUGGGUUAGUGCUGCAGACACAUUGCAACCAUUACCCCCAUCUACAACGCCAAAAACUGUUUCUAUAUCUACAUCCACAUCAACGUCCACUAGCGGCACCCCUAUCACUCUUCCUGGUCAAUCGGGAAUCAACACCAGAGGUGUUCUCAGCAACAUUACUACUUUUCUCAAGAAGGUUGAUGGUGUUAUUGCAGGAGACAGUGGUGAUGAAUCAUCUGAUGAAUCAUCUUUCCAUAAGGAGCUCGAUAAUAAGCAAGAGCAUCGCAGCUCAGGCAUCAGCAGUAUCAGUAAGGGCCAUGUAAACCGACUUAAUGGACUGCAAGAGCCAAUAGCCAAACUGCCAAUAAAUGGAGAAUCAAGCGGAGAGAUUGAGCAAGACGUCAAUAGCUGUAACAGUAACAAUAUAGAAUGCACCAGGCUUAGGGAAUACAACACCUGUGCAGCAGAGGCUCAGCCAGCACCAAUAACAACUAUAGCGGUAACAGCUUAUUCGGGCUCGGAGAGGCAGUCAUGUCCAGAGGAUCCUUUUAAUAACAUCAAGGCCACCUCGAAUGAAGCUGAAGAGGAUAGGAGGAAGACGUCAAUACCAUGGGAUCAAAAUAACGAAAAUAUUGAACAUGAUCAUAUUAAUAUUAAGACCGAUGAACAAGAGCGCCAACCCGAGAAGGCACACGUCCCUGCUAUUACCGCUAUUACCACUGGAACGUAUUUCGGUGGUGCUCUUUCAUCCAUCUUUAACACUGGAUCCAGUAUUAUGGGAUAUUUUAGUGGCGUAGGGGCUGGGACCGAUCAGCACCAAGAUGGAUAUGAAGACGAGGAAGAGAGGAAGUAUACUGGUCACAGGCUAUCCCCUUUCAAUUAUAUUGGUUUCAAAGCAAGGACCGCGGCAGUAACUGACGACGAUGACGACGACAGUAUCAACGAUUUUAAUUUCUGAAUGGAAAAGGCGAUCAAUGAUAGUGCCAUAUCGACCACACUUCAAACUAUAUCCCUUAAUUAACAUCUGUAUACCUUUUAUAAGAAAUUCAUUUACUAUCUUGUAACAUACCAAAUGCCCUUUAUUUUUGACGGGGGAACAUGGAAAGCGUAGGGCCCCUGUACGACCAAACAACCCAGAAAGACUGUCAAUUUUUUUUUAAAAUGUCUACUGACAUGACUGGUGUGCAAACAAGAGAACUUCGCCACUACUAUUUGCACGGUGAUAUAUCAGACAUACAUAUCAUACAUAUAGUUUUAUUGUUGUUUUCAGUCCA
This is a messenger RNA of Lobosporangium transversale, 2575 nucleotides long. RefSeq lists its product as hypothetical. The transcript has 2 exons. The record is from RefSeq and is a predicted model, not a curated record. Lineage: Eukaryota; Fungi; Mortierellomycota; Mortierellomycetes; Mortierellales; Mortierellaceae. Bases 184 to 2259 code for a protein of 691 amino acids.